AUGCUUGAGCCGGAAGAAGGCGAAAUACCUGUCUUCCAAAGAUUCACACAAACAUCCAUGGAGUAUGAAAUGAUCAGAACAAUAGGCGAGGGCACAUUUGGACAGGUAAUCCUUGCAAAACGAAAUAGAGCAAAGUACGCACUGAAGAAAGUCAACAGAACAGAGGAUGGCAUACCAAUAACAACAAUACGCGAAAUACAGACAUUGAGGGAAAUGCAUCAUCCAAACAUCAUCAGGCUAAUUGAAGUAGUGGUUGACUCAGGGAAAAUAUACAUGGUAUUUCCAUAUGUGCAGCAUGAUCUCAACAAGUUCAUUAGGAACAAAAAAAUGAGCACAGCCAAUAUUAAGCAUGUGUUCUUACAGAUAACAAAAGGAAUAUGCUACAUGCAUAGCAAAGGAAUAAUGCACAGAGACCUAAAAAGCGCAAACAUCUUAAUAGACCAGAACUUGAAUGUAAGCAUAGCAGACUUUGGAAUGGCAAGGCGUACAACAAAGGCAGGAAUUUACACACCAGGGAUGGUGACUCUCUGGUAUAGGGCUCCUGAAAUUCUGCUGGGACGGCCAACUUACACAUAUGCUGUAGAUGUGUGGUCUAUGGGAUGCGUUCUGGUUGAAAUGUACCUAGGAAGUAUGCUUUUUCAGGGAAGCACAGAAAUUGCUCAGCUUGAGAUGAUUAUUCAUGCAUGUGGAUCAAUAAAUGAAAAAACAUUUCCUGGAAUCAAGGAUAUUGCUGGAAUCAAUAGUUUCAGGUUACCACAGUCACCACGACGAAUAGAAAGCAUAAUUGAAAAAUACGAUGUAUCAGCAGUAGACAUAGUCAGCAGAAUGCUAUGUAUUGAUCCAUGUAAACGAAUAACGGCAGAUGAGGCCCUUGGAAACAAAUACUUCAGCUCAGAUAGUUCGGAAGUCCGCUUUAGCCAUGAAAAAGAGCAGGAUACUCAAUACAAAAGAAGAUGCCAGAAUAGAGAAAAUAAAUAA
Ordospora colligata OC4 is the source of this 978-nucleotide messenger RNA. RefSeq names its product serine/threonine kinase. Gene Ontology annotation, biological process: protein phosphorylation. The record is from RefSeq and is a predicted model, not a curated record. The transcript has a single exon. NCBI's taxonomy places the organism in Eukaryota, Fungi, Microsporidia, Ordosporidae. Gene Ontology annotation, cellular component: nucleus. Bases 1 to 978 code for a protein of 325 amino acids. Gene Ontology annotation, molecular function: cyclin-dependent protein serine/threonine kinase activity; ATP binding.